UUUUUUUUUCAAAUGUAAAGCAAAGGGUUGGAUUUUUGCGGAAGGAAGGGAAAGAAAAGGUCCGGAAUCUGUGCUGAGAAUCACAGCCCUUUCCCCCUCAUUUUCCCUUAUAUAAGUUUUAAUCGUAGCCCUUUUUCCCCUCAUUUUCCCUUUAUAUGUUUUAAUCACGGUCCUUUUUUCAUCAUUUUCCCCUUAUAUAAGUUUUAAUCAAGGCCCUUUUCCCCUCAUUUCCCUUUAUAUGUUUUAAUCGUACCCUUUUUCCUCCAAUUUUCCCUUUAUAUUUUUUAAUCACAGCCCGUCUUCCAUCAUUUGCCCUUUAUAUGUGUUUUAAUCGCAGCCCUUUUCCCCUCAUUUUCCCUUUAUAUGUUUUAAUCGUACCCUUUUCCCCCCAGUUUUCCCUUUAUAUUUUUGAACCACGGCCCGUCUUCCAUCCUUUUCCCUUCGCGUGAGUUUUAAGCUUAGCCCUUUCCCCCUCGUUUUUCCUUUAUGUAUUUUAAUCACGGCCCUUUCCCCCGCGUUUUCCCUGUAUAUAAGUUUUACUCGUCGCCCUUUUCCGGCGGGGGAGAAAGAGGUCGAAUUUGCUCGUCUUAAAAAAAAAAAGGGGGAAGGAGGGAAACGGCGGCGGCGAAUUUCGAGACGGGUCAACGCGCGGCUUCAUUUCCUGCGAUGGGCUGGAAGAAGCAAAUAGCUACGGCGUUAAUCACCUCCAAAACCAACCGCCGUGGCUUCGCGGGGCAUCGAGUUCCUUCCCUCGCGGCGAGGAGCGAAAUGGAGAGGUGAAAAAUCGCUGGAGGAGAGCCCGGAAAUCCUCGGCUGUGCGGGGGGUGAGCCCCUGGCCCAGGGUGCCCAGAGAAGCUGCGGCUGCCCCAUCCCUGGAGGGGUUCAAGGCCAGUCACUUCGGGACUCGGAGGAGCUGCUGGGCCAGCGCUGCCGCGGUGGCCGAGGCGAAAGUGAAACCGCCAUUAACUCCCUCGCAAUUAAAUCGGCGGCUCCUCGGUUGAGCACGUACCUGACGACGCACGAAGGUGACGCGGGGCCGUAACCCGAUUUGGCUGAAAAUUACAAUAUAUCCUGCCUGGGCGGCAUUUUUGACCCGGAGAUCCCUCGGGUGGGGGUUUUUUUUCCCCCCGGCUCCCGCCAGUUAAACGGGAGCAUCCUGCCCUCCGGCGGGCUGGGAUCGCCUCCGAAAGGAGCGGUGACGGUGCUGAGCUUGGGUAUUGCCGACUGACAAAACAACGCCCGGGAAAAAGAGGGGAAAAAAGGGUGGGUUUUCCCACACCCCCCCCCCGGUAAUUUUACGUUUCGGCUGCACGGAGACGCCGGCAAAGGGCAGGGAGGGAGCGGUGGAAUUCCGAACGCUGCCGAAUGCUCCCCACCGAUUAUCUGGGACCCGGAGGUUACACGGAUGGGGACGAGGAACUUCUUUUUCCCUCUUCUCUCUUUCGCAGUGAACCCUUGAAGACCUUGAAAUGCCUUUUGGCGUGACUCAGGUUUCAGAGGGGUGUUGCAAAACCGCCUUUCGGGCAGAAAACUGCCUGAAAUUCCCCUUUCUCCGCCCCUCCUCCCUUUUUACAUCCUUUGCAGGGCUGCGCUUUUCAAACGAGACCUCCCGGUUCAGAGAGCGGAGGCUGAGCCAGAAGGAAACUCCCGGCUGCUGCCGAAAAGAUUUAAAAAAAAAAAAUAAAAAAAUUAAUAAUUCAAUGAAGCGAAAGUAAUCGCGUCAUUCUUCUUCGGCCAUGGCCGAGUGCGACCCGCUGGAGAGUCUGCAGAAAGAAGCCUCUUGCUCCAUCUGCCUGGAUUAUUUCAGCGACCCCGUGUCCAUCAACUGCGGCCACAGCUUCUGCCGGGACUGCAUCACGCGGUGCUCGGGAAAAUCGGACCGCAGGUUCACCUGCCCCCAGUGCCGCGGCGUCGCCCAGAAAAGAAAAUUUAGACCAAACCGUGAGCUGAGGAACCUGGCGGAGAUCGCCAAGAAGCUGAGCUCGAGGGCGGGCAACGCGGCCGGAGCGGGAAGUCUCUGCCCGAAGCACCAGGAACCCCUCAAGCUCUUCUGCCAGGAGGACGGGACGGCCAUCUGCGUGGUCUGCGACCGCUCCCAGGCUCAUCGCGCUCACACCGUCUCCCCCAUCGAAGAAGCCGCCCAGGAGUACAAAGAGCAAAUCCAAAGCAAACUGAAGAGCCUCAAGGGUGAAAGAGAAAGGCUCCAAGGAUUAAAACUGACCGAGGAGAAGAGAAGCCAGAAGUAUCUGCAGCAGACGAGAGCCGAGAAGUGGAAGAUCAUGUUGGUGUUUGAGGAGCUGCACCAGUUCCAGGACGAGCAGGAACGUCUCCUCCUGACGUGGCUGGAGGACGUGGAGAAGCAGAUAGCGCAGACCCAGGCAGAGAACGACGGGAAGAUCUCCGCGGAGAUCUCCCACCUGGGCAACCUCAUCCAGGAGCUGGAAGGGAUGAGCCCUCAGCCGGAGAAUAAAUCCCUGCAGGAUGCCAGGAGUGCCUUGACCAGGUGUGAAGCAAGGACUUUCCAGCAACCGACGGAGAAGUUUCCCCAAGUGGAAAAGAGACUCAAGGAUUUAUCUCAGAAAAACAUCGUGCUGAAGGAAGCCCUGAGGAAAUUCAAAGAGGGUCUCCCACUUGAACUGGACGUGCAAUGGGCAAACGUGACCCUGGAUCCAGACACAGCAAACCCCCACCUCAUCCUCUCCGAGGACCGAAGGAGCGUGAGAUGGGAUGAAACGCCCCAGAAUUUGCCCAACAACCCCCAGAGAUUUGACACCUACUGCUCCGUGUUGGGUUGCGAAGGCUUCACGGUGGGGAGGCACUACUGGGAAGUGCAACUGGGCAGCCGGGGAUUUUGGGCUGUUGGGGUGGCCAGAGACUCGGCGUGGAGAAAGGGUUGGAUUAACCUCGACCCUUCCCAGGGGAUUUGGGCCGUUGGCAUCUGUGGGGACAGGUUUCAAGCGUUCACCUCCUUUGAAACAGUUCAACCUCUGAAUGGGAGGCCAAGGACUAUCCGGGUCUCUCUGGAUUACGAGAAGGGACACGUGGCUUUCUUCGAUGCCGAUAACGAGACCUUGGCUUUUGCUUUUCCUCCAACUUCUUUCAACGGAGAGAAAAUCCUGCCUUUCUUCUGGGUCUGGGAGUCCAGGAUCCAGCUGGCUCCCUGAGACAGCGAGACGGACAUUGCGUGCUCCGGACAAGCCUUUGGUUUGAUCCAGGGAACCACACUAUAUUUCGGGAUUCUAUGGAUGGUAAUGAAUAAAGCGGAGCAAACGAGUCCCGGUAUCCACUUUGACUCUCAUUUUCAUGGGGUUUUCAAGAGCGGAAGGGAUCAUCUUGGGUAGACCUCUGGGUUUUUUUAAACAUUGGAGUACUCCCCAAGAUUUCGCUAGGGAAUAUCGCCCUGGGACGAGCAGGAAAGCGAAGCCUAGGAUUUGUGCAACAGCCCCCGGGGCAUCGGUUUCAGAGCUUUAAUCCCUUCUUCUCUUCUCCCACCCUUCCCAGUUUCUCCUUGCCUUGACACUCAACCGUGUUGACUCUUGACAUUCAACAAUGACUUUCCUGCAGGGCUGAAGAAGCUGCAGCUUUGGUUCCUGGGUCGGUUACUAGGAAGGAAAAGAGGACACGGCUGAAUUAAGUGGAAUAUCUGCUGUUUUCCCACCAAGACCUUUUAGGAGCCCAAACCCCUCACGCUAUUGGCAAGAACACACACGUUUGAAGACUUUGGUGUUGAACCCCGUGGAUUUCAGCUGCCUUUCGCAGAGUUGUGGGGUGGGAGAAAUCAGGGGUCGGAG
Molecule: messenger RNA, 3791 nt
Organism: Chroicocephalus ridibundus (black-headed gull)
Lineage: Eukaryota; Metazoa; Chordata; Aves; Charadriiformes; Laridae
Product: E3 ubiquitin-protein ligase TRIM7-like
Exons: 9
Coding region: 1737-3164 (475 amino acids)
Biological process (GO): protein ubiquitination
Cellular component (GO): cytoplasm
Molecular function (GO): protein binding; zinc ion binding; ubiquitin protein ligase activity
Source: RefSeq, a predicted model, not a curated record